UGCUUUCCCGCUUCAAUGCUUUAGCAAUCCCGUCUUCAAUACUUACAAGACCUUUGCAUCUGUCCGGACGUUGUCCAUCGUCUUACAUCUUCUUGCAGCGCCGCGAGCGUGCUUUUUGUCGACUCGUAGCCAUGCCGUCCAAGCAGGCUACCCUUGGAAAGUUCUUUGGGAAGAACGGGACCGCGCCCAAGACGCAGCAGUCGAAGCUUUCGUUUGCGACAAAGGCGAAGCCGGAGAAGAAUGAUGUUGAGUCGAAAGACGAACCAGAUUCCUCAUCGGAGGAGGUGAAGAAGGAAGUCGAGCCCAAGGAAGAGCCAGAGUCGUCGGCAGAUACGGUGAAGGAAAACGGCGACACCGCUGCUGGAGCAGAAGAGAAGGAAGAGGCUAAUGGAGACGUUAUGGAGGUUGAUAGCAGCCCUCCAGCUGAGGCAGGCAAGAAGAGACAUGUCGAAGAGGAAGAGGAGGAUUCAGACGAUGCACCGCCCACAAAGAGGGCGCGUGGAAGACCGGCCAAGGCUGCACCAGCAAAGAAGGGAAAGGAAGGCCCAAAGAAGGCGGAGAAGCCUACUGCGAAGGCCACCAAGAAGACGAAGGUUGUAGAUCCCGAGGAGAACGAGGAAGAAGAGGAGAUAGCCGCGCCUGCUAAGGUUGUCAAAGACAAGAAAAACGAGCUGGAGAAGACGCCGCCGAAAGAAGAACCGGCUUCAAGCGCAUCCGACGAGGACGUGGUGAGCUCGGACGAAGAGCCUCCAGAGGUUGCAAAGAAAGCGCGAGAGAAGGUCCAGAGCGCGCUGAAAGGUGCUUCAAAAGGCGCGACCAAGGACGCGUAUCCUGACUGGAAACCCGGAGAGCCAGUCCCGUACGCAGCGCUCUGCACCACUUUCUCAAAGAUUGAGAUGACAACAAAGCGAUUGGAAAUUAUGGCACACUGCUCGUUGUUCCUGCGACAGGUUCUUCGCCUCACGCCGCAGGAUCUGCUGCCGACAAUUCUCCUCAUGAUCAACAAACUCGCAGCAGACUACGCUGGUAUUGAACUAGGCAUUGGCGAGUCGCUCAUCAUGAAGGCCAUCUCCGAAAGCACAGGACGAAGUUUACAGCAUAUCAAGAAUGAACAAAAUGAGAUUGGCGACUUGGGUCUUGUGGCAGCGAAGAGUCGGUCGAAGCAGCCUACCAUGUUCAAGCCGAAGGCUCUGACUGUUGCAGGCGUGCACAAGGGCUUGAUGGCAAUUGCGACCAUAGAAGGACAAGGUGCUCAGGGCCGAAAAGUUGAUGGGAUCAAAAAGCUGCUGUCUGCUGCAGAUGCCCACAACGCAGGUAAGGCUAUUGACAUCGAAGAGAACAAAGGCGGAGCCAGUGAGGCCAAGUUCAUCGUACGGACACUCGAGGGUAAGCUUCGACUUGGUCUUGCCGAAAGGACGGUAGUAGUUGCCCUUUCCCAAGCAAUGAAGUUCCACGAGAUGUCACAGGACGACAAAAUCCCAUCCACGACAGACCUUGCUUCAGCCGAGACCAUACUCAAGUCUGUCUACAGUGAGCUCCCAAGUUACGAGGUCAUCAUUCCCGCGAUGCUUGAGCAUGGGUUAAGCAAGCUUAAAGACAAAUGCCAACUGCAACCUGGUGUUCCUCUCAAGCCCAUGUUGGCAAAGCCGACAAAAUCCAUCACGGAGGUUCUUGAUCGCUUCGAAGGCAAAGACUUCACCUGCGAAUACAAAUACGACGGCGAGCGCGCACAGAUACAUUUUGUUGCGCACGACGCUGCAAUGGAGAUGGCAACAGCUGCUCCUGCUGCUGGAAAGAGUGACAAAGGCGUAUCGAACAUCUUCUCUAGAAAUUCUGAAGACCUGUCGAAGAAGUAUCCAGAUAUCCUUGCCAAGCUUCCGACAUGGGUCAAGGAAGGCACGAAGAGCUUCGUGCUGGAUUGUGAAACGGUGGCUUGGGACAUCAACGAGAAGAAGGUCUUGCCUUUCCAGCAAUUGCAGACACGUAAGAGAAAGGAUGUCAAAGCUGAAGACAUUACUGUCAAAGUUUGCGUAUUUGCCUUUGAUAUUCUCUAUCUGAACGGUGAGGCGCUCGUGAACAAGUCUCUCCGGGAACGCCGAGAACAUCUGCUUAGUGCGUUCAAGACCGUAGAAGGCGAAUUUGCCUUCGCUAAAUUUGGCAAUACCAACGAGCUUGAAGAAAUCCAGGUCCUUCUGGAAGAGUCCGUAAAAUCGGGAUGCGAAGGCCUGAUGGUGAAGAUGUUGGACGGGCAAGAAUCCUCCUACGAGCCCAGCAAACGGUCUCAAAAUUGGCUCAAGGUCAAGAAAGACUACCUCGCUGGCGUCGGCGACUCUCUCGACCUCGUCGUGCUGGGCGCAUACUACGGCAAAGGCAAGCGCACAAGCUGGUACGGAGCCUUCCUGCUCGCAUGCUACAACCCAGGAACCGAGAAGUACGAAACCGUCUGCAACAUCGGCACAGGCUUCUCCGAAGCUAUCCUAGAAACGCUGCACAAGCAAUUAUCCGAGAUCGUUAUUGCGCGCCCAAAGCCGUUCUAUACGCACAGCUCCGGCAACAAGGACCAGCCGGACGUGUGGUUUGAGCCGCGCUAUGUGUGGGAGGUCAAGACUGCGGAUUUGACGCUGAGUCCGAGGUACAAGGCUGCGGCUGACGAGGUUGCGGGCGGUGGCAAGGGUGUUAGUUUGAGGUUCCCGCGGUUUAUCAAAGAGAGGGAGGAUAAGAAGCCCGAUAUGGCGAGUACGAGCCGUAUGAUUGCGGAGAUGUAUUCGAGGCAGGAGAGUGUGAGCAAGAACAAGGGCCCGAGUGUGGACGAUGACUUUGAGUAUUAGACAGACACGAUGCGUAGU
Messenger RNA from Paraphaeosphaeria sporulosa, 2846 nucleotides. Its product is annotated as DNA ligase 1. Gene Ontology annotation, molecular function: DNA ligase (ATP) activity; DNA binding; ATP binding. The coding region runs from base 132 to 2828 and encodes 898 amino acids. The record is from RefSeq and is a predicted model, not a curated record. Gene Ontology annotation, biological process: DNA biosynthetic process; lagging strand elongation; DNA recombination. The transcript is spliced from 4 exons. Lineage: Eukaryota; Fungi; Ascomycota; Dothideomycetes; Pleosporales; Didymosphaeriaceae. Gene Ontology annotation, cellular component: mitochondrion; nucleus.